This is a messenger RNA of Eimeria maxima, 159 nucleotides long. RefSeq lists its product as hypothetical. The annotation marks the transcript as partial. The transcript has 3 exons. The record is from RefSeq and is a predicted model, not a curated record. NCBI's taxonomy places the organism in Eukaryota, Apicomplexa, Conoidasida, Eucoccidiorida, Eimeriidae.
AUGGAAAAAAGUCUUCCUUAUGGAGGAGAAUACGAAGAAGAUAAAGAACCAACAACAUUAGAGUUAUAUAAAAUAAGAGAAAAAAAAAAGAAACUUAAUCCUCCUCAUAGAUUUAUUGUUACUGCACCUGCUGGAUAUGUAGAGAAGGCGGGUAUUAAG